Molecule: messenger RNA, 2486 nt
Organism: Magallana angulata
Lineage: Eukaryota; Metazoa; Mollusca; Bivalvia; Ostreida; Ostreidae
Product: pre-rRNA-processing protein TSR1 homolog
Exons: 20
Coding region: 49-2442 (797 amino acids)
Biological process (GO): maturation of SSU-rRNA from tricistronic rRNA transcript (SSU-rRNA, 5.8S rRNA, LSU-rRNA); ribosome biogenesis; endonucleolytic cleavage of tricistronic rRNA transcript (SSU-rRNA, 5.8S rRNA, LSU-rRNA)
Cellular component (GO): nucleus; preribosome, small subunit precursor
Molecular function (GO): GTP binding; U3 snoRNA binding; GTPase activity
Source: RefSeq, a predicted model, not a curated record
AAAAUAAAAACUUCCGGUCUCAAACCACGUGUGAAAUUUUUUGACAGAAUGGCUGCUGAUGUACAGCAGGCGCAUCGUCCUGGCGCUUUGAAACAACAGAAUAAAUCACAUAAACACGGAAAACACAAAAGUAAAGGUCAACUCGACAAAGAAACUAAAGGAAGAGUCAAUGUGAAGACAGCUACGAAAAGAAAUAAAUUUCUACAGAGAAAACAUGACAGAAAACAUCAUGCUGAUCAAAUACGGAAGCAAAAAAGGGAAGAAAUUUUAAACCAGAAAAGGAGUAGAGGGGGCAAUGCCUCACCUCCUCAUUUUGUGGUGGUGCUUUUACUGCAUGAGGGUCUGGGCGUUAGUAGUUUACUAGAUACCUUGAAGUCAUGCGAUGAAUCUGCAAUAGUCACACAGAAUGAGCAAGGAGUCAUCCAUGUUAGUAUCCCGCGAUUCAAGCAGCGAGUUUCCUUUUAUGUCCCUGAGUUUGGCAAUCUCUACGCUGUCCUAGACUCUGUGAAGGUGGCCGACUCUCUGCUCUGUGUCCUGUCCCCCCAGGGAGGUAUGGACGAUUACGGAGAACAGCUGCUCAGGUGUCUCUUUGGGCAGGGUAUCCCUGCAGUCACAUUUGUAACACAGGGAUUGAAAAAACUGGCAAUAAAAAAGCAAAGUGAAGCUAAAAAAUUCUUACAGAAGAAAAUAGAAAAAUGGUUUCCCCAUGAGAAGCUUCACUCCCUGGACUCGGAACAAGAUGGCCUGCUGGUGAUGAGGAACAUCACAAACCAGAAAAUCAAACCGGUUCACUACCGCGACAACAGGCCCCACCUCAUAGCAGAGGAAAUUCAGUUUGAGCUGGAGAAUGAAGAGGCCCCCUGUGGAACCCUGAAGGUGACCGGAUAUUUACGAGGCAGGAACAUGUCAGUGAAUGGACUAGUACACAUCCUGGGGUGGGGAGACUUUCAGAUGACCCAGAUUGAUGCUGUCACUGAUCCGUAUCCUCUCUAUCCAAAGUCUGACAGACAGAAGGAGAACGCGAUGGAGGAGGAUUCGGAGGAUGUGAGGGUGUUGGAGCAAGCUGACCCCGCCCUCCAGGAGUCUCUACAGAGUGAGAACGUCCCCGGGGAGAUGGAAGGCGAGCAGACCUGGCCCACAGAGGAGGAGAUGGAGGAAGCCGAAGCCGCAUUGAAGGCCAAGACAAAGCUGGUAAAGAAGGUCCCUAAAGGAACGUCUGAGUACCAGGCAGCCUGGAUAGUGGACAGUGAGGAGGAGGAGAUUGAUGAUGAUGAGAGUGAUGAUGAAGAGGAUAUGGAAGAUGAAGACAUGAUGGCAAUGGAUGACUCUGGAUCUGAGUCUGGGGAUGGGGCAGAGUUUGAUACACUGACAAUGACUGAAGCUGGGGACGUUGCCAACUAUGAUCAAACCAUAGACAUGGAGGAAGAGGAGAGGAUGUUGGAGAAAAUAAAAGAAGAGAGGAACCACGUGAUGUUUCCUGAUGAAAUUGACACCCCCAGGGAGAGAGACGCCAGGGACAGAUUCCAAAGGUACCGAGGGUUGAAGAGUUUCAGGACCUCCCCCUGGGACCCCAAAGAGAACCUCCCAUCUGACUUUGCCAGGAUCUUCCAGUUCAAAGAUUUCAGAAGGACAAAGAAAAGGAUAAUGAAAGGAGGGGAGGAGGAUGGGGUUAUGAGUGGAUGGUUUGUUCAAAUACAUAUUGCAAAUGUGCCAAAGGAUUUUAUGUUGUCUUACAAACCUGGGAUGCCUGUCGUGAUUUUUGGCCUACUACAGCAUGAGCACAAGAUGUCUGUCCUCAACUUCCUGUUGAAGAGGGUACCAGAAUACCGACCACCAAUCAAAUCCAAGGACAGGCUGAUAUUCCAUGUCGGCUUCAGGAGAUAUUCGGCCUGUCCUAUAUUCUCACAGCAUACUAAUGCAAAUAAACACAAGUUUGAGAGGUUUUUGGCUCAUGAUACGGUUACCAUGGCUACCAUAUUUGGACCUAUAUCGUUCCCGCCAUGUCCUGUCCUGGUUUUCAAAGAGCAGCACAAUGGUCAGCAUGAGUUAAUAGCUACAGGAAGUCUUCACUCUGUAAAUCCUGACAGAAUCGUCACAAAGAGGAUUGUUCUCAGUGGCCAUCCGUUCAAGAUCAACAAGAGAUCCGCUGUCGUCAGAUACAUGUUCUUCAACAGAGAGGACAUUGAAUGGUUUAAACCUGUGGAACUCCACACCAAAUGGGGAAGGAGAGGCCAUAUCAGGGAACCUCUAGGAACCCACGGUCACAUGAAGUGUGUUUUUGAUGGGCAUUUGAAGUCACAGGACACAGUUUUGAUGAACUUGUACAAGAGAAUGUUCCCUAAAUGGACUUACAACCCCACUGUACUAAACCCUCCUCCAAUGCUGGAGAGUUCCCAGUCGAUGGCGUCAGAACCCUCAGCUUAUCAAUUAUUUGAUGAUUAACUGUUUUGUUUUACUUCUUAAGAAUAAAAAACUUUGAAGCUUCA